AUGGUGAAAAGUAAUUGUCGUCCAAAUGAAGAUACUAUGAAGAUGUUGAUCUUAUCAUUCUUGCAAACGGAUGAUUAUGAUGGUGCUUUUGGUGUUUUUAAAGAGAUGAUAAAGAGGCCUAUUGGGCCUGAUUUGGUUGUUUUGAGUGGGUUGUGUAAUGGGUUUUCAAAAGCUUCGAAAGAUAGAUUGGUUAUGGAUCUAUUAAGGAAGGUUGAUAAUGGGUGUUUUAGUUAUGAAGGUUAUGAGAAAGAUAAAAGCAUUAUUUGUGACUCUAACAAUGAAGGUAAAGAACUUGAAGAAAAUGUGUAA
Messenger RNA from Lactuca virosa, 309 nucleotides. The record is from the annotation of a GenBank genome assembly. Lineage: Eukaryota; Viridiplantae; Streptophyta; Magnoliopsida; Asterales; Asteraceae.